GACAACAAACGUAUGUAAUAGAAUAUCGAUAGCACUGACACCUCUAGUACCCCAUACAUAAAAGAAAAUUUUUUUCGCCCAAAAAAAAAAUAUAGAAAAGAAAAGAAACAAAUUGAAUUUGUACUUUGAAUUAAUACGUGUUGACCAAAGUUUUGCGUAGCAUAAAGUGGUGCUCUUCAUAUUUCCAUAUUAAUUAGAAUACAUCCAAACAAUUAAGAUGCCGCGAGACUACGACAGAGACUACAACGAAGACACCGCUGCCGACUACAAGCGGAAGCGACGUGACGACGAGGCAGCCGGCGCCGGCAGCGCAGCAGAUGCUCCCGAAGUAGACGGCAGCCACGGCCAUACAACCAGUCACGCCCCUUUGCACGAUACGCCGCAACUGAAUGAGAAAACAAAUGCGUACCUGCAGGAGUGUUUAAUGGAGAAGAAAACACUUGAGAAGAAGAAUAUUAUAACGAAGCGUCUGCUGGACGAUGAGGUCGAGAAGAUCCUGGUAAGUGGUCGCAUUCCAAAACCCGAGAUUUACGCGAAUGUCUACAGCGAGAAGCCAAUUAGGGUGGCUCAGAAAGUGCUCUUCCCCAUCAAAGAGUAUCCGAAAUUCAAUUUCGUUGGCAAGAUACUGGGUCCCAAAGGCAAUACACUACGACAGCUGCAAGAGGAGACAAUGUGCAAGAUGGUCGUCAUGGGCCGGAAUUCGAUGCGGGAUCAUGGCAAGGAGGAGGAGCUGCGCAGCUCGGGUAAUCCAAAAUAUGCACAUCUCAGCAGAGAUCUGCAUGUGGAGAUAUCAACGGUAGCACCGCCAGCCGAAGCAUAUCAUCGCCUGGGAUAUGCUCUAUGUGAAAUACGGAAAUUCAUGAUUCCGGAUGCAAACGAUGACAUUCGUCUGGAGCAACUACGCGAAAUGGACGGCAAGGAGCGUAUGUAUAAGAAAUCUCAUCACUACUCCAAGUCAUACGGUGAACACGGCGCCUACAGCACUCGCACACCACCGCCAACCACAUCCAAGCCCAAGGUGUAUUCGAUUCUGGAAAAGGCGCGAUACGUCAUGGACGAUCCGAAUUAUGGGAUUGUUAAAGCUCACAGAUCGAGGGAUCAUGAACUGUACGAUCACCAUGGGGAGUAUGAUCGAUAUGCGACUCCGCCGCCGCCGCAAUCGUCGAAGCACUCCAGUCAUCAUGCCCAGUACGACAGUAGCUCGUACGAGCGGGAUUACCGCCGUGAGUAUCAUCCGCACUCGUCUUCCUCAACAUACGCAGCGGCCUACACAGCAAAACCAAGCAACGGUCGUUCUUCAUCGUCAUAUAGACCAACGACAUCGGGCUCGGGAUCACAUUCAUCGGCUCACUAUGAAACUGGAUCACGUUCUCGUGAAAGCGUCCGUUAUCGCUCGGCUCCAUAUCCAAAAAUGCGCUAAUUUACAUACUGUAUUUCAUAAUAAACCAACCAACAGUUAGCCUAUCCACCUACGAGAGCAACAAAGAAAAUUCCAUUAAAAAAAAAAACAGAAAAAAAAAUAAGAAAAACAGUCAACAACAAAUAUUAAAAUGUUUAAAGUCCAAUAAUCCAACCUAUAAUACAUCAAAUCUAUGCAUACACUUACUUAACUUAUAAAUAUCUACUAUAAUCUAAAUCCAAAAUGAAAAUGCAAAAACCUAUUUUAUAGUAAUUGAUGUUCAAAAUAUUUUAUUUGUGUUAAUCCCAAACAAAGAAAAAACAAAACAAACCCACAAACAGUAAAUAUAAUAAUGCAACAAAGAAGAAUGCAAAAAAAAAAAGCAAUUAAAAAACAAAAGAAUAAGAAAAGGAAAGUUAAAAGUAUUUGUAAAAACAACGUAAAAUGCAAUUCACAUAAUCAGUUAAAUCGUAGGCGAAAGACAGAACAAAAACAUUAUACACAUGCCCCCCCAUAUGAAAUCAAAAUAAACCCCAUAGAUAUUCUAAUAAAAUGUUAGCGUAAGUUUUGGAAUUAUUUUUCAAAUAAGUUUACGAACAUAAACAAUAAACAAUUUAACGCAAAAAUAACAGAAACGCCCAACGACAAAGUAAGUAUGUAACGGCUUUAAUAAACAAAAUAAACAAUUUAAAGGAAAAUGCAAAUUUUAACUUUCCCGGCUUCGUUGUUAUUCAGAGCGUUCAACGUUGUACAAAAAAAAAAAAACAAAAAAUAAAAAUAAA
Molecule: messenger RNA, 2181 nt
Organism: Drosophila innubila
Lineage: Eukaryota; Metazoa; Arthropoda; Insecta; Diptera; Drosophilidae
Gene: qkr58E-1
Product: KH domain-containing, RNA-binding, signal transduction-associated protein 2
Exons: 5
Coding region: 218-1420 (400 amino acids)
Biological process (GO): regulation of alternative mRNA splicing, via spliceosome
Cellular component (GO): nucleus
Molecular function (GO): mRNA binding
Source: RefSeq, a predicted model, not a curated record